Molecule: messenger RNA, 1412 nt
Organism: Ailuropoda melanoleuca (giant panda)
Lineage: Eukaryota; Metazoa; Chordata; Mammalia; Carnivora; Ursidae
Gene: ZNF32
Product: zinc finger protein 32
Exons: 3
Coding region: 390-1211 (273 amino acids)
Biological process (GO): regulation of transcription by RNA polymerase II
Molecular function (GO): DNA-binding transcription factor activity; RNA polymerase II cis-regulatory region sequence-specific DNA binding
Source: RefSeq, a predicted model, not a curated record
GGCAAGGCGGGGCCGUGUGGGCGGGCCGCCGCCCCCGGGGCCCUCCGCGGCCCCCGCGGCCCUGAGCAGGCCUGGCCGGCCUGAGCCCCGAGGGAGGCCACCGGCGAGGGGAGAGGCGUGCGGCCCGCAGAGAAGGGUCCAGCUGGACCGGAGAGCGGGGUGCUGAGGUCCAGCACGCAGGGCGGGCCCGGGGGGGCCUGAGCGGAAGGGGAGAGUGUGCCCGCGGGAGCAGGGGCCCCUGCGACCGCCGCUCCGCAAGACAUAGCAUGGGUGAAGGCCCCGGACCCUGGAGACGCGGGAGGGGGAAGGCCACAGGCAGGUGUUCAAGAAUAGCCCAUGGAAGAAUCAUAUGAAGAGGUGGUGAUUAAGGUCAUACAGCAGGCGUGGACAUGUUUGGAUUUCCAACAGCUACCCUGCUGGACUGUCAUGGAAGAUAUGCGCAGAAUGUAGCAUUUUUCAAUGUGAUGACAGAAGCCCACCACAAAUAUGAUCACUCUGAGGCCACAGGAUCCACAAGCUGGGAUUUCCAGAAUUCUUUCAGAAGAGAGAAGCUGGAACAAAAAUCCCCAGAGUCUAAGACACUACAGGAAGAUUCACCUGGAGUGAGACAGAGGGUCUAUGAGUGUCAGGAAUGUGGAAAAUCCUUCAGGCAAAAAGGUAGUCUAACCCUGCAUGAAAGAAUCCACACUGGUCAAAAGCCCUUUGAGUGUACCCAUUGUGGAAAAAGCUUCAGGGCCAAAGGCAAUCUUGUUACACAUCAGCGAAUACACACAGGAGAGAAGCCCUAUCAGUGCAAGGAGUGUGGGAAAAGCUUUAGUCAACGAGGUAGUCUGGCCGUUCAUGAAAGACUCCAUACCGGACAGAAACCCUAUGAGUGUGCUAUUUGUCAGAGAAGCUUCAGGAAUCAAAGUAACCUUGCUGUUCAUAGAAGAGUUCACAGUGGUGAAAAGCCCUAUAGAUGUGAUCAGUGUGGAAAAGCCUUCAGUCAGAAAGGAAGCUUAAUUGUUCACAUCAGAGUCCACACAGGCCUAAAACCCUAUGCCUGCACACAGUGCAGGAAGAGUUUCCACACCAGGGGCAAUUGUAUCCUGCAUGGCAAAAUCCACACAGGAGAGACACCCUAUCUGUGUGGCCAGUGUGGGAAAAGCUUCACUCAGAGAGGGAGUCUGGCUGUGCACCAGCGAAGCUGCUCACAAAGACUCACACUUUGACCACCCUCUUCAAAGGAAGUUCUCUUUAUGAAUUAAAAGUAAAAAAAAAAAAAAAACAAAACCUCAGACCAAGCAACCUAUCCGAUUCUAUGGAAUGAAUGGAGACUUUCAAAAAGACCAUCAUUGGGUAGGACAAACUGACUUUUCUCCUUUCCCCCAAAUGAGUAUGAAAAAUAAAUGUGUUGUUUAUUAUCAUUAUCA